Lachancea dasiensis is the source of this 3681-nucleotide messenger RNA. The record is from the annotation of a GenBank genome assembly. Lineage: Eukaryota; Fungi; Ascomycota; Saccharomycetes; Saccharomycetales; Saccharomycetaceae.
AUGGCAGAUCACCAUCCGGUUAGCAAGCCUUUGCUUAAGCUAAAGCUAUUGGAAGCCUUGCGCGAGGGUGACUUCUCAGCUCUUGACAAGCUCUUGAAAACUUACUUCCAUCCUAUUGAAGAUGCGAGUGUGAGGGAGGUAGCCCAGUUGAUUCUUCAUUAUGCUGUGCAGGUGGCCCCUUUGCAACUGAUCAAGGACAUUCUAGCUAAUUGGCUGACCGACGAGAAAAUAAAGUUGAAUGUGAACCACCAAGAUCCCGAUGGAAACACUGCGCUACACUUGGGUGCAUACCAAUCUCGCGGAGAUGUGGUGAACUUGCUCAUGGACCUCCCACAAAUCGAUGACUGCAUCUUCAACAAUUCUGGGCUUCAACCAAUUGAGAUGUGCAAGAACCUCAACAUUGCCCAGAUGAUGCAAAUGAAGCGCUCUGAAUAUCUGGGCGAGGUUGCUCAGGAGUUUAGACGUGCAUUUGUCAAUCGUGACUGUGAACAUUUGGAAGCGAUUUUAGCAAAACCAAGAAACUCGGAGCUCUUGGACAUCAAUGGCACUGACCCGCAAACCGGUGAUACUGUUUUGCAUGAGUUUGUGAAGAAGAAAGAUUUGGUGAUGUGUAAAUGGAUUCUCAACCAUGGUGGUGAUCCCUUCAAAAGGGACCGCAGAGGCAAGUUACCCGUGGACCUACUGGGUAAGGUCCCCCCGGUGAACGAAGCUUCAAAUGCAAACUUAACGGCUGAACAGCAAUUGAAAAGCAUGCUAGAAAAAGCCGCUCGAGAACAGAGCGUGAUCGAGGUAGCAAACAACUUAAAUGAACCCCCAACUUAUAAGGGGUAUUUGCGCAAAUGGACAAACUUCGCUCAAGGCUACCGCUUACGUUGGUUCAUUUUGAGUCCUGAUGGCACGCUUUCUUAUUAUAAAGAUCAAGACGAUACAAAGAAUGCUUGUCGUGGCUCUCUUAACAUGUCAACAUGCUAUUUACAUCUAGAUUCUUCUGAAAAGCUCAAAUUUGAGAUCAUAGGUGGAUUUAAUGGUACAGUAAGGUGGCACCUGAAGGGAAAUCAUCCGGUUGAAACAAACAGAUGGGUAUGGGCUGUGCAAGGUGCGAUCAGGUUUGCUAAAGAUCGCGAAAGGCUGAUGAAGUCGGGAGGUGGUAACAAGAACGCCAGCGAAACCACUGGUGCCAGUGCGGAGUCCAAAGUUAAAGAGUCGGCUAAUCACUUGAACGCCCCCAGCGUACAAAGUCUUCACUCGAAUGCUGCUCGCAAGCCUCGGACCCAUCAUCCUCAGCCCUCUGUCAGCUCCAUUUCAUCUAUGUCAUCAGGAGAUAUGGAUAUCAACGAAAAUCUCACCGCUAGAGGAAAAGAAUAUGUUUCCAAGGUCAAAUCCAACCGAACUUCGUUAGACAUCUCACUCAACAACUACAAUGAUUCUAGAGCGGAGAGUUUGGCUUCGGGAAAUAACUUUGACGAUAUGGCUGAGGUAGAAAGCGGGCAGGAUUACCUAAAGGACGAAACCACUGAGGACCUCGAGAAUGAGGAAUUGAAAUUAGACACUGGAUUACAUCAUCAGGAACUCUCUAUGAUCCAGAGGUCAAUCACGAUGGAAGUUGCCUUUUUAGCGGAGUUAUUCAAUGGCAGAGUACCAGAUGUUAGUGAAAUGGAUAUCAUUAAAAAGUCGUUGAACUCCCUAUCCAAAAAUUUCACUUCUUACAGCUCGAUGACUUCCAUGAGAGAUAGAAAGUUGAUCAAGCUUGUUCAGAAACAACAGGAUGUGAAUCAAUUAUGGAUACGUUCGGUAAAAGAGCUGGAGCUGGAGCUGUACGAAAAGUCGGAACGCUUGGCUUCGCUUGAUGUAGAAAGAAAAAAUCUCAAAAAACUGCUGCAAAAAAAGUUGUUAGAGAUAACUGAAGCGGGUCAAGAAGCAACAGAUACCAGUGGUAGGCAAGAUGAUGACUCGAAUGUCCCAGCUUCGGAAAAUACCAAGCCGUUAGAAGAAAUUGCCGACUUCAUUAACUCAAAUAAAGAAGAUGGAGAAGAGUCAGAGACCGAUGAAUUCUUUGACGCUGAAGAAAGUGAAUCGCUUCGGGACUCAGGUGCCAGAAAGGGGGAUGAGACAGUAGAAAAAAAUUCUAGUGUCAAGAAAGAGCGUUCGAAGAAGAUGAGUAAUCACGAACAAUCAUCUGAUGUUCUGUCUGGCGCCCCCUCUGAUGUUCCCUCUGAGCAAAAGACCGACGUUCCCAGUAACUUUGAGCAAGGUGUCACCCAUUCUGGCCUCACUGAACACUCAGCAAGUGACACUGUAAAAGCCAGUGAACCUUACGGCGAUACGAGUAACGAAAAAUCUACAUCGAAGUCGAGUAAGGAUGGAAGCAAGAAGCUCAUGCACAAAGCUUACUCCAAACCUCAGGAAGAGAAGCAAGAAAAUAUCAACCAAGAAGGUUCCUUUUUAGGCUACGAGGAUGGGCUAAGAAAAAAGCUGGCCCUGAGCCAAGAUGAUCGCCCUAAGUUAAGUCUGUGGUCUGUGUUGAAGUCAAUGAUUGGUAAGGAUAUGACUAGAAUGACUUUACCUGUCACUUUCAAUGAGCCCACAUCUCUUCUUCAAAGAGUUGCAGAAGAUCUGGAAUACUCGACACUCUUGACGAAAGCUGCAGGGUUUGAAGAUUCUACGUUGAGGAUGCUCUACGUUGCGGUAUUCUCUGUAUCUUCAUACUCUUCAACCACAAAGCGUGUGGCCAAACCCUUCAAUCCGAUCUUAGGUGAGACUUUCGAAUAUUCGAGACCUGACGAAAACUUCAGAUUUUUUACUGAACAAGUAUCGCAUCAUCCACCUAUUUCAGCAACUUGGUCGGAAUCUGCCAAGUGGGAUUUCUGGGGUGAAUCUCGCGUGGACUCCAACUUUAACGGUAGGUCUUUUGAGGUUGAGCACUUAGGCCUCUGGUACUUAAACAUGAGACCGGAUUCGGAGGGUGAAGAAGAGCUGUACACUUGGAAGAAGCCUAACAAUACGGUUGUUGGGAUUCUCGUUGGGAACCCACAAGUUGACAACCACGGCGAUGUUGAAAUAACGAACCAUAAGACGGGGGACCGUUGUAUGAUCCACUUCAAGGCACGUGGCUGGAGGUCGUCUAACGCGUAUGAGGUUAAAGGGGAGGUGUACAAUAAGGAUGGAGGUAAAGAAUGGGUCUUUGGUGGCCACUGGAACGAGUAUCUAUAUGCCAAAAAGGUGCUAAAGCCCAAUUCAUCUGAAGAAAUGUCAGUGGAAAAGUCGAAAAGCUCUUUCUCACACUCAAAUGACGGACCUAAUACUAAUGGAUCCAAAUUCUUAGUAUGGCAUGUGCACGAUAGACCCGAUAUGCCUUUCAAUCUCACCCAAUAUGCAGUGUCUUUAAAUGCUCCUCAGCCAAAACUAUUGGAAUGGAUUCCGACUACCGAUACUCGGUUGCGCCCUGACCAACGAGCGAUGGAGGAAGGAAGGUAUGAUGAUGCCGCCAAAGAAAAAGAUCGUGUUGAGCAGAAGCAGAGAGCAGCCAGAAAGAGAAGAGACAAAGAGCAUGUUGAAUACAAGCCUAAGUGGUUCGUCAACACUGAGCACCCCGUGACCAAAAAGAAGUAUUGGAAAUUCAACGAGGAAUACUGGAAGGUGAGGAAAGGAAGAAACUUCGAAGGUCUUCCUGACAUUUUUUAA